Molecule: messenger RNA, 2411 nt
Organism: Durusdinium trenchii
Lineage: Eukaryota; Dinophyceae; Suessiales; Symbiodiniaceae
Source: the annotation of a GenBank genome assembly
CAAGAGCGUCCCACAAGACCACGCCACGAAGGAGUCCCACCACAGGAGUGGCCCACAAGGGUGCCCCACAGGAGUGGCCCACAAGAGGCUUCCACAAGAGCAUCCCACCAGAGCGUCCAUGACAAGAGUGUCGCACGAGAGUGCCCAGGACAGUUUCCCACAUGUGUUUUACAAGAGUGCCCCAAAAGAGUGUCAAACAAUGCUUGGCCAUUUGUUUUCGAGUGCAUGUUUGCCUUGGGGCUCGUGGGUUCCAUCUUGUUGUUUUCUCAUGUGGCGGCUGUCACGGUUGUGUUCUUCAGUUUUUCAAUUUGGCAACGUAGUAUUAGCUCGGGCAUGCCUGAUGAAGGUGUCAUACAAGAAGGUUCUCCACGAUGGGUUCGCAAAAGAUUUGCUGAUGCUAAUGAGAAAGAUUCAUCAAGUUUUCACGCGUACUUGUAGUGGUCAUUGUUGGCGGACAGGAGUUUUGAUCAUCAAUCGCUUAUUGAUUUGUUCAUGUAUUUCGUGAUGAGUUGAUGGGCGGAAUUGGAUGCUUUCAAAACAAAGUAAUGGUAACAAAAAAGAAUACCGCACCACACCAGAAAGGGUUUCGAAUCCAACCAACAUGGUAACAUGGACUGAUGAAAAUUGCAUAAAUUUGACAAUGAACCCCACCACAUCCUUAUGGCUAAUGACGUUCAACAGUUCUAGAAAUUUGGUUCCAAUUCCCGUAUUUAUUUGCAUGUUGUUUGAUUUCGUGUUGAGUAGCAAGGAGUGUGGGCUACAACAUACUGCCGAACAUGUUGGAAUGCAUCAUGGUCGGUGUCACUCAGUGUUGGCAGUGUGACUGGAAAGCUUUGAGCCCUCAAUUGCAGCCGAUCCGUGACCUUGUCUUGAGGCGGCCAAUGCUGGAUCAGGCUGCCUUUUGCUUGCUUCGCUUAGUUUGGCAACGGGCGCCCUCCUUGCUGCUGGACGAUCGGCCAGCUGAUGUAACACCUCAGUGUGCCUACGCCUUGGCGUCGCUUUCGCAAGAGAUUCAUGAUGCCUUGGUGUCACACCGCUUGGCCUGUGCACACAAUGCUGAGCUUAUUCUAAUGACAGACCUCCGCCGAGUAGUUUUGGACUUUCUGGGCCAAGUGGGAAAUCGGCAAGCCCAGUCCGAGAAACCCCGUGCAGCGCCGGCCCCAGCAACGCCUCCGCGCAAGAAGAAGAGAGAGCUGGAAGAGAUGGAGUCUGAACCACGACCGAGCCGAUCAAAGAUCUCCCAUGAACCCAAUAUGGCAAAGGACACGGCUUCACCUGCCAGCAUCCCUAACACGCCUGAGCAAGGCUUCGAGCUCAAAGAGAGAACCUUGGAGGAAGCAACAGAGCAAGUGUGGAAAGUCAAGCCAGUCGAUGCAGUUGAUACAUUGGUGGAUAUGCUUGUGAAAGACUACGGUUCUUUGGAACUUGCAACAUCUCUUGCAGAUCGCGCUGAGAGAGCCAUUGACACGAUGGCGUGGGCCGUCUCCAAGUCCUUGACGCCGGAGGCUAGUGAAGCCAAGGAGGUGGUUGAGGCAAUGCAAGAGGUCGCUGACUUUAUGAAGUAUUUGCAGAUGCUCCUGGAGAUGGACUGCCAGUGCCAGUCGGCCGUUGCUUGGCAGAUGCCUCGCUUUGUGAAGCGCCUCACGGACAGCGGGCCAUGGGAAAGUUCCUGGAGGCAUGGCCUCUCUAAGGUGCUUGAAUUGGUGAUCCACCCGACCAUGGCCCAGCAUUCAGCCACGGCCCUUUGGGCACAGGUGGUUGGUGAUUGCUCCAGAAAGUCAUGCCCCAAGCGGAUGAUGGCGGUGGGAGCUUUGGCCAGGGAGCUAGACUUGAUUCUGGGAGACUCAGACCAGGACACAACCAAGUUGCAGGCCUGCAUGCAACAGCUCUGCAAAUCCGCCAAUGACUGCCUGAAACAUGCUGGAAGUGAUGACGAGGAAGCAAAGCCUUCAGGCAGUCAUGCCAGGUGUGAUAGCGAGAGCGAGGAGAUUCCAAGCGAGGACACCUUAUCGCCAUUGUCAGAAGAAGAUGAGGAUUUUGGCGAUUGGGAGGACACACGGCCAGAGUCAAAUACUCUUGGCUUUCUGAAAAUGGAUGGGCAGAAAUUCUAUUGCGCUUCCGACACGUGCCCCACAGAAUUUCAGCGUCACAUAUCGAACCUGAAGAACGAUUGGAAGGAACGCCUGCAGAAGCUGUUUGACACGCUGCCAGAUGAUGAGGCCUUGCCCACGGAUGCCGAAAAGAAGAUGGUCGCUGAAGAGGAUAUGCCGAAAGGAAGCUCAUGGAGGAGUUGAAGGGGAAGCUCCAAAUCUGGAGCUGAGCAACAACGACUGCUCACAAGUGAGUUGCCCAAGUGAGGUGGAAUCGAUAGGUCAAUGCAAGAUGAACCCAGCGCAAAGUGACAGACGAAG